This is a messenger RNA of Protopterus annectens (West African lungfish), 3234 nucleotides long. RefSeq names its product integrin subunit beta 8 (gene ITGB8). NCBI's taxonomy places the organism in Eukaryota, Metazoa, Chordata, Ceratodontiformes, Protopteridae. Gene Ontology annotation, biological process: integrin-mediated signaling pathway; cell migration; cell adhesion mediated by integrin. Bases 765 to 3053 code for a protein of 762 amino acids. Gene Ontology annotation, cellular component: cell surface; integrin complex; focal adhesion. The record is from RefSeq and is a predicted model, not a curated record. Gene Ontology annotation, molecular function: integrin binding. The transcript has 14 exons.
AACCAGCAGACCAGCAGUGCCGGCAUGAUCCAACUAAUUGGCAAACUAACCUUGUGGGAAAGUCCCUGCGCAGGUGAAAGCCAGGAAGGGGACGUGGAUCUGAAAUAAAAGAUUCAAGUAGUGUGCUUAAAUCACAGCAAUAAGCAUGACUUCAUUCUUUACAAAUCUGCCCGCCUACGCCUUAGUGUAACAGGACCGCUCAUCCACAUAGCAGUAAGCGAGGGCGCGGACUGAGGGGCCAGGGAGAAUCGGUGGGAAGAAAACAUGGUGAAAAGUACAGAAACAUUCACAAGAGCAGCGCUCUCAAAACAAACUGUUGAGCAGAAAGCGCCAAUGACAACAGUUCCUGGUAAACGAUAAAUGGCUAUAUUGCCUGGAACUUUUUCUGUCCCAUUCUGCAGUUCCACCUGCACUUUCCUUUUCUCUGGACUUGCACUACUGACCUCAUUUACGCAAAGUACCCUUUGAGCGACCAGAAAAGGGGGAGGGGAAGAAAACAAAACGGGCUUUGUUAUGAAAAUGUGAUGAUGCAUCGGCAAGGACUGGCGGGGGUGAGAGGCAGCGUUAUCUUUUGAUGCAGGCGAGUGUGUGACAAUCCCGCUUGUCGCUCAAGCGUACAAAAGUUGUGUUUCUGGGGUUUCUGGUUAAGGGCGCUAUGGUACCAGUGACAGGAGACGACUGCUGCAGGUGUUGUCUGCUUUCCCCAGGGGAAUUUGAGAUAACCUUACCGUGUGAACAGACUCGCUUUUGAACUCUUCUGCGCUAUGAAGCCUUGGCUCUGUAUUGCUGUCAAUACGGUACCCUUUUCUCGCCAAAAAUGCCAGUCUGCUGUGAAAAUGUCCUACCCAAUUUUAUGCAUUCUUGGGACUAUGUUUUACUCAGUAGUUGCUGGAAAUGGUCCCAACAGAUGUACUGUGCCAACAGCAACACAUUGCUCUGCAUGUCUUAUUCUCGGCCCAGAGUGUGCCUGGUGUUUUCAGAAGGAUUUCAUUACUGCAACUGUUGGAUCAGCAAGUACAAGGUGUGACACAACUUCGAACCUUUUAGCUAAAGGCUGCAGACAAGAAUUUAUUGAACAUCCAUUAACCCAGAUAACUAAACAUGUUGACAAUGAAGGAAAUACUCAAGUGACACCCAAAACUGUUUCUGUUCUUCUUCGACCAGGAGCUGAAGUAAACUUUAUACUGAAGAUCCGCCAACUGGAGAAUUACCCCCUGGACCUGUACCAUUUAGUGGAUGUAUCAGCCUCAAUGUUUAACAUCAUAGAAGCACUACAUUCUGUUGGCCCUGCACUGUCAAAGAGAAUGAAUGAUGUUACCAGUGAUUUUCGGUUUGGCUUUGGAUCAUUUGUCGACAAAACUGUUUCUCCAUUUAUCAGCAUUCACCCAGAAAGAAUUAAAAACCCCUGCAGCUCCAUUGGAUACCAGUGUAUUCCCCCACAUGGCUAUAUCCACGUUCUCUCCUUGACAAACAAUGUAACUGGUUUCACUGAAGCAGUAAAGCAACAACAAAUUUCUGGCAACAUCGAUAACCCUGAAGGAGGGCUUGAUGCUGUUCUUCAGGCGGCUGUAUGUCAGAAUGACAUAGGCUGGCAUAAAGCAGCUAAGCGUUUACUACUUAUGAUAACAGAUCAGACCUCUCAUCUGGCUCUGGACAGCAAACUAGCGGGAAUAGUAGUGCCCAAUGAUGGAAACUGUCAUUUGGAAAAUAAUGUUUAUACCAAAACUGCUAGCAUGGAAUAUCCAUCUCUGGGACAACUUGCACAGAUAUUAAUUGAAAACAACAUUGUUCUGCUUUUUGCUGUUGGUAAAAAAUCCUUUGACUGGUACAAGGAUUUGCUACCAUUAAUACCUAAUGCCAUUGCAGCUGAAUUGCAGCCUUCUGCAUCCAACCUCAUCAAUCUAGUUGCAGAUGCUUACAAGUAUCUUUUAUCAGAAGUGAAAAUUCAGAUUGAUAAUCCUGUAAGAGACCUUUAUGUUACUGCAACUGCUAUCUGUCCUGAUGGGAAAACAAAUCCUGGCACGGUUGGGUGCUCAAAUGUACGAUCUACAGAUGAAGUAUUAUUUAAUAUAACUAUUGGAAUGAAGACCUGCUUUGUUUCUGAAGGACUACAGAGCAUUAUUAUCAGACCUAUUGGCUUCAAUGAAACCACACAAAUUAAUAUCAACACGUCUUGUGGAUGUCAGUGUUUGGGGCCUACAGAACAUAGCAACUGUUUUGAAGAACUCAGUGACUAUGAAAUGUAUCAUUGCCCAAGUGAUAGAUCUAGUGCAGAUCAACACUUCAUCCUCCUAAACAAAUGCAGACUUAAUAAGGACCAGCUUGUGUGCAGUGGGAGAGGAGUUUGUUCUUGUGGACAGUGCUUAUGCCAUAAAACCAAACUUGGACGGAUAUAUGGCACCUUCUGUGAAAUGGAUGAUUUUUCAUGUCCUUAUCACAGUGGACGUUUAUGUUCAGGUAAUGGGCAAUGCUUUACUGGAGAAUGUAGCUGCUUUACUGGCUGGGAAGGUGAGAGCUGCAACUGCUCUUCAUCUCUCAAGCAUUGUUUGUCGUCUGAAGAUGGUCAGAUUUGUAAUGGAAGAGGAGACUGCAUUUGUGGACAAUGUCAGUGUUCUGACUCAAAGAGUUCAGGGCCUUUGUGUGAAUUUUGUCCAACUUGUAAUAACGUAUGUGGAAAAAGCUGGAACUGUGUGCCGUGUAAUCUACUGAAUGAGUUGUCUACAUCUGGGCAUGCUCAGUGCAAUACCUCAUGUCAUACACUGGAAUAUUACACUAACAAAGUGUCAGAAUGUAUUUCUAACCAAAACCUCUUCCAAACCUUCUGCAUAAUAUGCUUUCUAACAUGCUUAGUUGGAUUACUCACUGUCCUCAUCUUUAGACAACUACUGGUUUUGAGGAGCAGCAGUAAAAUGAGACCUUCACCAGAGUAUGUUUUGUCAGCAGCACAGAAGGAUAAAACUUACUUGCCUUCGGGUGGCACAUAUGUUGUAACCUAUAAGAGGGAAAACACGGAAGAGAUGGACUUUAAUGUGACUAAAGUUCAGAUUCAGUAAAAGCUUUAAAUGCUACUGCAAUCUGAAGCUUCAAAAUUUGUACACACUAAGGAGAACAUCAAAAAAGAAAACUGCUAUUUAUCUUCGGUGGCAUCCGAGUUACAAAAGCAAAAAAAAAAAAGCAUUCCUAUGGUUUAAUCGGGGAAAAGUAUUUCCUUGGGUUGCUUAGAAGACAACAACA